Molecule: messenger RNA, 2259 nt
Organism: Spirometra erinaceieuropaei
Lineage: Eukaryota; Metazoa; Platyhelminthes; Cestoda; Diphyllobothriidea; Diphyllobothriidae
Source: the annotation of a GenBank genome assembly
AUGACGGUUGGUGGUGGUGGUGGUGGUGGUGGUGGUGGUGGUGGUGGUGGUGGUGGUCGUCGUCGUCGUCGUCGUGGUCGUGGUCGUGUUAGAGUGCCAAGCUUCGAGGAAUUCUCGAGCCCUUCUUAUGUUAGUCAAUGCGAACAAUUCAGUACCGUACUAAUUGAGCCGGUGAUUAUACUCAAGGGUGUGCGCAAACACGAGAGGCGGAGGGUCACAUCGGAGGACGGCUGGCAUAUGAUCGUUAACGCAAAUCACAAGACGUCGGCCUGUACCGCCAAUAUCAACACAAGGGCAGUUGGCGCACGGAAUGCUGUACUCGAUAUUAUUUUCUUGUUAUUUAGGUACCGGGUCCUUUACUAGGCAUAAUGUUGUGCGUAUGGAGGACGCGUGUGAGCGAUACAGAUGCCUUUUAUUUGUCGGGAGAUUACUGCAGGAUGUUCUUGAAUGUGCGUCAGUGGAUGAGAUCUCUGCGGCACCUUAUCUUUAUCAGAAACCAAAUCUUCAGUGACAGGGUGGCAUAUGCGCCACUUCCUGUAGGUCUAACGAAUAAACACUUCGUGGCUAUCAGGAAGAUGGUGAAUGAGCUUGCUCGUUUGGAGCUUGCAAAUCACAAUGAUUACAGAUCUAUUGCCCACUGGGAUCCCCUUGCCGUACAUGCGCAAGACAGGUGUGCCAUUGAGCAUCAUAGCGCCACUCACUGAACCCCCCAAAUAUAAACUUGCCAAAUUUUCAAACAGUUACCUAAAGCACCUCACUAAUAGAUCGCAACGCAGCAUCAAAUACACUCAGGAUUUUCUACGGAAGAUCCAAAGCCUUGAAGUAAGUACUGACAAAUGCAUCCUAUUGUUCGAUGUUGUUGUCCUGUUUUCCUCAGUGGCCUGAUGCCUGGAGGAAAAUCCCGUUGGAAAUCUAACAUAGCGUGUUAUAGACAUACUUAAGCUGUGUAUCACGAAUUGUUGUUAGUUUGACGACAGGUAUUAUGAGCAGGUUAAGGACACCCAAAUGGGCUCUCCAAUAUAAACGCUUGCAGAAGGAGACACGAUCGCUGGGACAAGAGCUUUAUUAGCCUGACCUUUCGGAUUCAUGCUCGAACACAUCAUCGAAGACGAAAGCAGAUACGGGUGGUUCAUACACAAGGGGCUGCAGAACUUAUAGGAUGCAGUCGCCAUGCGACCGCAUACCUACGAACAUUCAUGGCUCUCCCCUUACUCCGGGAUCGUCGUAUUUGCUGUGCUAAUUGUUUGAUGGCCGAAAUACGCGUCGUUAAUUGCAGCAAUAUCAUCAGGUGCAGUGGAUGUUGGUGUGAUGAUUGCUCGACCAUCUGAUACACCGACCCUGACGUUAGAAUAAGUGUUCACCUGACCGCUCCAGCACGGAGUAUGGAGGGGGAAUAUCAUUGCGCUUGUUGAUGGACUGGGGGCUAGUAAACCAUGAUUCCAGUAGCUCCCGGCUCACGCGGUUGUCACCUCUUGCGAGAAUUUCAGCCUCAUCGAAUUUGAAUGUUUGGCCGGAUCUCGUCAUAUGAGCCGCACCUUGAGAGUUGGCAUCAUUUAUCCGCACCGCUGCAGCGUGUUCGGCCAUUCUCGUUCGUAGCUGUCUUCCGGUUUCUCCGACGUAGUUGCUUUGUCCGCAAGUGCACUAGAUCCGAUAAACGACUCCAGACGUUUCUAGCUGUGGCAGCGGGUGUUUCGGUUUCAUGACCAGAUUCCUGAUGGUUGCCUCCGGUCUGUGUGCAACCCCAACCCAAGUGGUGCGAGAAGGCGGCCGACAUCUUCCGAAACGUUCUUGACAUACAGAAGCGCCCGCCAAGAUUUUUUGUCCGUGCGGUUAGGCCUUUCGUCCCUUUUGCGUAUGCACCGGCCGACGAAGUUGCGCAGGUAGCCAUUGGCUUUGAAGACCCGUCGGAGGAACUGUAGAUCGGAGGUGCGUUUUGACACAACGAUAAAGCGUCCUUAAACAACUGCCUUUGUGGCUGAUCGGGCGGUUACCGUUGAAGUUCAGUACUUGCAUCGUAUUUGUCGCUUUCCAGAACAUUUUGGUUUUUAGUUCACCACAGUCUUUGCGGCAUACGAGGACAUCCAAGAAGGCCAGCUGGUUGUUCUCUUCCUCCUCCAACGUAAAUUGAAUGUCCGGGAAGACGGCGUUGAGAUGUUCUUGGAAUGUCAACACCUAAUCCCGUUCGAUGACGACGAAGGUAACAUCCUCAUACCGGGCCCAGAAUUUCGGUCUGUGGUGUUGGAAGACCAGCGACUCUAA